This is a messenger RNA of Xiphophorus couchianus (Monterrey platyfish), 1769 nucleotides long. RefSeq names its product ceramide synthase 5 (gene cers5). The coding region runs from base 1 to 1170 and encodes 389 amino acids. The transcript is spliced from 10 exons. Gene Ontology annotation, cellular component: membrane. Gene Ontology annotation, molecular function: sphingosine N-acyltransferase activity; DNA binding. The record is from RefSeq and is a predicted model, not a curated record. Gene Ontology annotation, biological process: ceramide biosynthetic process. NCBI's taxonomy places the organism in Eukaryota, Metazoa, Chordata, Actinopteri, Cyprinodontiformes, Poeciliidae.
AUGGCUGCUCUCUCAGCCUGGUUCUGGAACGAGAGGUUCUGGCUACCGCACAACGUAACCUGGGCGGAUCUGGCGGACCCUGCUCCCGGGGUGGAGUAUCCCAAAGCUGGACACUUGUUGGCUGCUUUACCGCUGGCUCUCGGGAUUUUUAUUGUCAGGAUAAUCUUCGAAAGAUUUAUCGCCAGUGUCUGCGCCCGAGGUCUCCACAUUCAGCCAGGUGCUGGAAGGAGAGCUCAGCCCAACGCGGUGCUGGAGAAGGUGUUCACCUCCAUCACAAAGAAUCCAGACUCGCGGCAUCUGGAUGGCCUGUCCAAGCAGCUGGACUGGGAGGUGCGAAAAGUCCAGCGUUGGUUCAGGCACCGCAGGAAUCAGGAUAAACCCAGCACACACACUAAGUUCUGCGAGAGCAUGUGGAGGUUUUCAUUUUAUUUGGGGAUAUUUAUUUAUGGGUUCCAGUUUCUGUGGCAGUGUCCGUGGAUGUGGGAUACGCGGCAUUGUUGGUACAAUUACCCCUAUCAGGUCAUGACUCCAGGUCUUUAUCACUACUACGUGACUGAGCUGGCCUUCUACUGGUCACUUAUGUUUUCCCAGUUCACGGACAUAAAACGGAAGGACUUCCUCAUCAUGUUCAUCCAUCACCUAGCAACAGUGAGCCUCAUUAGCUUUUCCUACGCCAACAACAUGGCUCGCGUGGGGAGCCUGGUGCUGUGUGUCCAUGAUGCCUCUGACUUCCUGCUGGAGGCAGCCAAGAUGGCAAACUACUCCAAAUACCAGCGGUUGUGUGACUCCCUCUUCAUUGUGUUCAGUGUGGUGUUCUUUAUCACACGGCUUAUUAUAUUUCCAGUAUGGGUCCUGAACUCUACUAUGUUUGAGAGCUGGGCCAUCAUUGGACCCUACCCGUCCUGGUGGGUCUUCAAUGUCUUGCUGCUUCUCCUCCAAGUGAUGCACAUCUUCUGGGCUUACCUCAUAUUCCGCAUAGCUUUCAAAGCUAUUAUGCGAGGAAAGGUGUGUAAUGAUGUCCGUAGCGACAUUGAGAGCAGCUCUGAAGAAGAAUCUCACAGCCCAACUGAAGGCCUGAAGGCCUCCACUCACACCCCGAAGGGAGAAAACGGCACCAACGGCCAUUGUGCUGCGGCCAGAGCCCGAACUCAGAACCACAGUAGCUGGUGACGAGGAACCCACAGCGCCCCCUGCAGCCUCCAAAGAGCUAUGUCUGCCUGACCUGCGAGGCUCUCUCCCACUUUAUAUUAACACUGACAGCGCACAGAUUUGAGAAUCGGUGGAUGGAUGUGCAGACACUGACAGCGUUGUGCGGAAAUCGAAUCAUGUGAUUUGCGUAGCCUUAUUUUUCCAGGCAGUGGGUUUAAUGAGUUUGACUGCAGAGAUUGGUUAGUUUCAACGUUCUCUCCCAGUUUUAUUGGUCAGAGGAACUUAGUUAUUUUUAUCCUGAAGGGUUUAUUCACAACAGUUUGCACAGAGCCACCAUUCCACAGCAGGUAUCACUCAAAUAAAGAUGAACAUUUGUGACAGCUGAGCUUUUGUCAGCUCUGAAAAACAGAAAACCUGUUGAAUGAGUAGCAGGAAGUUGGCAGUUCUGCAAAAUGAUGUGAACUUACUUUUCAACAAUGUCUGGCUACUUUGUAACUGUUUUAACUACUUCUUCCAAGACCAAUCGUGUAUGAGAUUUUCACAGCCAGGUGUGUGAAUCUUGAAAAGGAUGACUUGAGUGCUUUGUAGAAAUGUAUUUCCAAAUAUAUUCUGUUGUUUGA